CUGCGUGAUUUCUUUAUUCCACAGCAUUCCCUUCCAGUUUAUGCCAAAAAGUCUGAGCUCACGAACGCUUCCAGUGAAUUUCCGACGGAAGAAUUAGACCAGUUCUGGUCCGUGAAGGACAUGUACACGUUUGAAAAUGUUGGAUUUACUCACAAUGUGGGCGCCGUCCGAUAUCUGACUUGUGCGGAUUGUGAGCUUGGGCCCAUCGGUUUCCAGGAUACUUCAAGUGACACUCCGCUUUUCUAUGUGGCUUUGGCAAGAACCAAACUCAAAACGUCCGACACUCCGAACAGGAAAGAAUAA
Echinostoma caproni is the source of this 303-nucleotide messenger RNA. Lineage: Eukaryota; Metazoa; Platyhelminthes; Trematoda; Plagiorchiida; Echinostomatidae. The record is from the annotation of a GenBank genome assembly.